UCAGCGCGUACUGCUCCGUCACCCUCUUUAUAGCAGCGUCUUUUUUCGGAGGAAAACAAAGCCAGUCAACGCUGGAAGUCGGUAAUUUAGCAUUGGAAAUCAGUGCCGUGACACGAAUUGUAGGUGUACACCAGACCAGCACAGCUAAAUUUAACGUGGCAAGUUUGAAGGUCCAUCAGCUCUCCUAAUGAUACAGCAGCAUUAAGGGUACUUCCAUACUUCCUAAGGAUGGCUAGUUGUGGGGAGGUAGACCACUCUGUUAGCUCUCUUCCCUCCAGUAAGAAAGGCAGCAACAGUGGUGGUGGAAGUGGGAACAGUGCAGAAUCAUCAUGCUCUGGCUCCAGCAACUCAUCCCCAGCCCUGUCUGUGCCGGAGUGUGCCAUCUGUCUGCAGAGCUGCGUCCACCCAGUCCAACUGCCAUGCCAUCACGUCUUCUGUUUUCUGUGUGUGAAGGGAGCAUCCUGGCAGAGCAAACGCUGCGCUCUCUGCAGACAGGAAGUACCAGAUGACUUCCUGGAAAGGCCCACACUUCUCUCUCCAGAGGAAUUGAAAGCAUCGGCAGGAGGUCGGGGUGGGGCAUCAAGUGAUCACGCCUGGUAUUAUGAGGGGCGUAAUGGUUGGUGGCAGUAUGAUGAGCGAACCAGCCGCGAGCUGGAGGACGCUUUCUCCAAGGGCAAGAAAACAGCUGAAAUGCUGAUUGCUGGUUUUUUGUAUGUAGCCGACUUGGAGAACAUGGUGCAGUACAGGCGUAACGAGCACGGGCGUAGACGCAAGAUGAAGAGGGACAUUUUGGAUAUCCCCAAGAAGGGAGUGGCAGGACUGCGUUUGGACACUGAAGGUGUUACUGGGGCCAUUGGGGCAGCAGGUCGAGAAAACUCUGCUGAUGGGGCUGAUACCACAGUAGCAGGUGUACAGCAGGUUACAGGAAACCCCUCAUCUGUUAUAGCCACUGCCAGACCUCCCACCUCCCUUGGUGGCCAGCCUGGCAGCAGCAACAGCAGCCCCACUCUGGAAGAUGCUCUCUCCCAGCUGCAGAUCAGCCCCAGGCCCACACCUCAUGAGCGGUCUGAGGCUGGGGAAGGAGAGGAUGAGGAAGAGGAGGCCUCACCCUCCAGGUCCUCUGACCCUCACACCUCUGUGGACGAGUCUGGCUCUGGAGACUGGAGUGAUGACGAGGAAGAGGAGGAUGAAGAAGAAGAGGAAGGGGGAGAUGCGGAGCGUGCAGAGCCCUGGGAGGAUAGGCCACGGAGGCAAAGACUGAAUCCAGAGGACAGAGCCCCUCCUGGCGCAGAGUCCACCUCCCCCCCUUCCUCAUCCAGUAGCAGUGGAAGGUCCAGAAUGCCCGAUGGCCAGUGUACAGUGACUGAAGUGUGAAGUCAUCGUUGAUACCAUCAUCACCAAAUGGCUAUGUUACAUUUCAUUAAUUUAUUCCUCACUGUAUGCUAUUGUUCACUCUGUCACGGAUGGAAUGUGGGUGGAUUGCUUGGAACAAGAGAAAUUUAAGCAUAACAUACUAAACAACUAAAUUUUUUUUUUUUUUUCUCUAAUUUGAACUUUUCUGGCUCCCAAUAACCUGAAUGUAUCUGUAUGAUUGGGUUUUGUCAUUGUCAUCCUGUGUAUAUACCCAGCUAGUAAAAGUAAUGUUUUCUGUUCUAGCACUGAGCGGUCAAGUACUGAGACAGGAGGUACAGCUUGGUAAACAGCCAGAUGGAUACAGCAUGUUGUUGUGAGCCAUGAAAUCUCAUAAUUGUCUGUCCAGAACAUCAUGUGUGGUAGGUGUAGCAGACUUAUUGUGGUGUUCAGCUGCCACCGGUCUGCUUACUUUUUAGCCAUUUGGUUGCAGAUACAUGGAGUCUCCUUUCUAAAUUUUAGAACCGUGUAAGUUAAAUGUGACUUGCCAACUAGCUUCUGCCAAUCCUAGGUAUCCUUGUGUUGAAAGAGGGUUUCUGGGAGUCUCAGCCAGCUCUGUGACUUUUGCGAGAGAAAGCAUAACUGGGGAUUUUACUCCGUGAAAUGGAACUGUCUUUUAACAUUAUCAUGAACGGCUGCAUUCUAAUCAACUCCGCUUUAACUCUCUCAGCUAACAUGGCACACAGAAAUGGGCUUCUUAGAGCUCAAGUCAUCUGACUACUCUUGCAAAGAAUUUAUUUCUUGAACUGUUCCUAACCUCCACCCUACCUAGAUGAUUUCCUUACGACCGAUUUAACUGAUGUGAAGCCUUUCCUUCACAUUUCUGAAAUGCAACUGUAAACUUUUGUCAUUUCAGAGCAGAUUGUGGUUUUAAAGAAAAUCUUCAGGUUGUUUAUCCAGAUAAAGAAAGGAAACCGAAGUACUAACUGACUGUCUUAAGCUAUGUGCGUAAUUAAAUUUCUCACUUAAUGUGCUACAACAUUAUACAACAGUAUUGUAACUCUGGAGCCUGCAGGAAUAUCUGACCUAUCGUUUCUUAGAUUUGAUUUCAAUUAACCUGCAGCUUUUUGAAUGUCUAAUGUCUGUAGAGUUUACAAAUCCUGUUUUAAAUGACAGUACAUAUCAAAUGUAUUUUAACCUUUCCCAACUUUAAAUAAUUGGCAUUUUAAUGUGAAGUGUCAGUGUUUUCAUUUUAAAGCUGUUGAGGCCUUGGUAGCCUUAAUAGUAUUCUUAUUGUCCCUGGCUAAAGUAUUCUCAAUUGGUGUGUUUCUAAAGUUUUGUGACUUGUGCAUGUUUGAAGAGAGAGUUAUUUAAACACCACUGGUUGGCGGGAUGUUGAGAAUUCAUGUUUUUGGGUUUGGUUUGAGUAAAUGUCUUUUUAAUUUGUUUUGUUUUUUGCAUUUCUUACUGUUGUAAAUCCUCUUGUGUGAUGUCUGAGGCAGCAAGAGAACAAGAACAUGCCAUUGCAAUUGUCCAUUCUGCAGAGAUUUCAAGUUAUGUUAUUUUUAUAUUUCUUACCUGCUUACAUCAUCUGCUCAGACUUAGACAUUCUGAAAAAUAAAGUUUGUGUAACAGUU
This is a messenger RNA of Micropterus dolomieu (smallmouth bass), 2987 nucleotides long. RefSeq names its product E3 ubiquitin-protein ligase rnf146-like. The transcript has 3 exons. The record is from RefSeq and is a predicted model, not a curated record. Lineage: Eukaryota; Metazoa; Chordata; Actinopteri; Centrarchiformes; Centrarchidae. The coding region runs from base 229 to 1374 and encodes 381 amino acids. Gene Ontology annotation, cellular component: nucleus; cytoplasm. Gene Ontology annotation, biological process: Wnt signaling pathway; ubiquitin-dependent protein catabolic process. Gene Ontology annotation, molecular function: zinc ion binding; ubiquitin protein ligase activity; poly-ADP-D-ribose binding.